Dromaius novaehollandiae (emu) is the source of this 1856-nucleotide messenger RNA. RefSeq names its product transmembrane serine protease 5 (gene TMPRSS5). The record is from RefSeq and is a predicted model, not a curated record. Gene Ontology annotation, cellular component: membrane. Lineage: Eukaryota; Metazoa; Chordata; Aves; Casuariiformes; Dromaiidae. The transcript has 13 exons. Gene Ontology annotation, biological process: proteolysis. Gene Ontology annotation, molecular function: serine-type endopeptidase activity. The coding region runs from base 141 to 1670 and encodes 509 amino acids.
GCGGCGUGCCAGCUGCUGCUCGGGGGGCGGGUGCCCUUCCCCAGGGCCCCAGCCGGCGCGGCGUGCUCCCGGAGCGGGGCCGGGCGGGAGGCGAGCGGGCCGGCCCCGGACAAAGGCGCCCUUCACCGCGGUGCGCGUGCAUGGCGCCGCGCUGCCGGCGCGCACGGGAAACCCGAGCUGCUUGCAGGAGGCCUGCGCCCGCGGUCCCGCCGGCAGCGCUCGGCCCGGCCGUCCCCACGGGCAGCAUGGGCCUGGCCCCAGCUGCAGAGCAUCCAGACAGCCUGGCAUGCGGCAGCGACGCCGUGCAGAGCCGCAGGAGCCGGCCGGCGGAGCCAGGGAGGGAAGCGAGGAGCACGCGGGUCCCCGCAGGACGUGAUCCUUCCAACGCGGCUCUCGGGAACCUCUGCGCUGCCCGCAGGCUCUUCCCGCUGCUCGGGGCGGUCGGCCUGCUGGCGGGGACGGCGGCCGGGGCAUGGCUCCUGGUGAAACACCUGAAGCAGCCGCUGGCAGACCCGGGCUCGGCCCCGCCGCAGGAGCCGGGAGCUGUCGCAGCGUGCGGUGAGGGUGAUGAGGAGGAGCCCGUGGUCCCCCGAGCGCCCGGCGCAGCGUCUUUCAGAAUAAACUCGGGAAACUCCCUGCUGGAAGUGCAGGUGGAGAGCAGGCCCGGCUGGCUGCUGGCGUGUCACGAGCGGUGGGACCUCUCCCUGGGGACGCGGCUCUGCCGGCAGCUGGGCUCUCUCAGGAUGACGCACCAGAAAGCAGUGAACGUGACGGACGUCAGGGUGGAGGGCGCGCAGCAGUUCGCCCAGAUCACAGCCGAGCGGGGCAGCCGCCUGCGAGACAUGUGGCAGGUCAGGGUUUUGCUGCCGCGCAGGAGCCGCUGCGAGUCAGGGCGGAUCGUGGCUCUGCAGUGCUCAGAGUGCGGGCAGCGCCCCGGGGCCGCCCGCGUGCUCGGCGGUGCCGACGCGCCCCGCGGGCGCUGGCCCUGGCAGGUCAGCGUGCAGCACGGCUCCCAGCACCGCUGCGGCGGCUCCGUGCUGGCCCCCGACUGGAUCGUCACCGCGGCUCACUGCGUGCACAGUUACAGGCGGCGGCGGCGGCAGGUCUCCGGCUGGCUGGUGUUUGCAGGCGUCAUCACCCACGGCUCGGUCGGGCAGGAGGCUGGAGUGCCGGUGGAGAAGAUUAUCUACCACUCGCUUUACGACGACAAAAGCCUCGACUACGACAUCGCCCUGAUGAAGCUCAAAGUGCCCCUGAACUUCUCGGACGCCGUGGGCGCAGUCUGCCUGCCGCCGUCCCGCCAGGACCUCCUCCACGGCACCCGGUGCUGGGUCUCCGGCUGGGGCUACACCAGCCCGGACCAAGCGCAGGUCACGGAGACGCUGAAGGAAGCUCUCGUCCCCUUGAUCGGCACCCGGCGCUGCAACAGCUCGUGCAUGUACGGGGGCGAGCUCAGCGCCAGGAUGCUCUGCGCCGGCUACCCGCACGGGCAGGUCGACGCCUGCCAGGGCGACAGCGGGGGCCCCUUGGUUUGCCAGGACGGAUCCACGUGGCGCUUGGUCGGCAUCGUGAGCUGGGGCCAGGGCUGCGGGGAGCCCAACCACCCGGGCGUUUACACCAACGUGGCUCAGCUGCUGCCCUGGAUUUACCAGGUCACGGAGAUGUACUAGAAGCAAAGCAAGGAGAGACUUCAAAGAGCAAAAACUUGCCCAGUCCACGUAGCGAGUGAAGAACAGUCCAGGAGUAAUUCGUAUGUCUGUAACCAUACCAACAGAUUCCUCAGAUGACAGUAGGAACUAUGUCCAGUAUAAAUAGUUUAUUAAAGAAAAUAGCACAUUACAUUUCUGUGAACAAUC